Molecule: messenger RNA, 966 nt
Organism: Sebastes umbrosus (honeycomb rockfish)
Lineage: Eukaryota; Metazoa; Chordata; Actinopteri; Perciformes; Sebastidae
Gene: snrpb
Product: small nuclear ribonucleoprotein polypeptides B and B1
Exons: 7
Coding region: 155-871 (238 amino acids)
Biological process (GO): mRNA splicing, via spliceosome
Cellular component (GO): U4 snRNP; cytoplasm; catalytic step 2 spliceosome
Molecular function (GO): RNA binding
Source: RefSeq, a predicted model, not a curated record
UCCGGGUAGGAACCAUCGGUAGGAACACUUCCACUGCGGUACGUCACUUCCUGUGAAUCUUUGAUAAAGACGGGCCUGGCGGAAUCUCCGCGGGUUAAUUUUUUGGGUUUGUUCGGUGAAUCCGUCGGGAAUCGGAGCCAUCAGAACCGCAGACAUGACGGUGGGUAAGAGCAGCAAGAUGCUGCAGCACAUUGACUUCAGGAUGAGGUGCAUCCUGCAGGACGGGCGAAUCUUCAUCGGCACCUUCAAGGCCUUCGACAAACACAUGAACCUGAUCCUGUGUGACUGUGACGAGUUCAGGAAGAUCAAGCCGAAGAACUCAAAGCAGCCGGAGCGAGAGGAGAAGAGGGUUCUGGGUCUGGUCCUGCUGAGGGGGGAGAACCUGGUCUCUAUGACUGUUGAGGGCCCGCCCCCUAAAGAUACGGGUAUAGCUCGUGUCCCGUUGGCGGGCGUGGCUGGUGGUCCAGGUGUUGGUCGGGCAGCGGGCCGUGGUGUCCCUGCAGGAGCUCCGAUGCCUCAGGCUCCGGCCGGGCUUGCCGGGCCUGUAAGAGGCGUGGGUGGACCUUCGCAGCAGGUGAUGACUCCGCAGGGCCGAGGGACGGUUGCCGCGGCAGCAGCAGGAGCAAGUAUUGCCGGCGCUCCCACACAGUACCCACCUGGACGAGGAGCCCCACCCCCAAUGGGCAGAGGAGCCCCCCCUCCUGGUAUGAUGGGUCCACCCCCUGGCAUGCGGCCCCCGAUGGGUCCUCCGAUGGGGAUGCCGCCGGGUCGAGGAGCUCCAAUGGGGAUGCUCCCACCAGGCAUGAGGCCGCCACCCCCCGGCAUGAGAGGACCUCCUCCUUCUGGGAUGAGACCGCCCCCUCGGCCCUGAGGAAGCACCGCCCCUCUCAGACUCAACUGUUGUAUAGAAUUUUUUUUUUUUUUAUCUUCUGUUUUUUAAUAAAGUUUCAGGAUGGUUUGAUUUCA